Messenger RNA from Lutzomyia longipalpis, 3039 nucleotides. Its product is annotated as corticotropin-releasing factor receptor 1-like. Lineage: Eukaryota; Metazoa; Arthropoda; Insecta; Diptera; Psychodidae. The record is from RefSeq and is a predicted model, not a curated record. Bases 64 to 1872 code for a protein of 602 amino acids. Gene Ontology annotation, cellular component: plasma membrane. Gene Ontology annotation, molecular function: peptide hormone binding; G protein-coupled peptide receptor activity. Gene Ontology annotation, biological process: cell surface receptor signaling pathway; adenylate cyclase-modulating G protein-coupled receptor signaling pathway. The transcript is spliced from 5 exons.
UAUUUUGUUAUUAGUUUCAAUUCUACCGUUGAUCUGUAAAAGCACAAUGCUCUGCUACCGAAAAUGACGAUCAACGUGAAAAUUGUUCACCUUGGAAUUAUUAUUUUGAGUGUUUUGACUUCUGUCGCAGCGCUAAAUUGUCGGUACCGCAACGAAGGCAUUUUCCCUGAGAGCAUUUUCUCAGUUUAUGCGGAUUUUGGAUGCUACAAAUACACGCAGCAGAAGCUCCUGAUUAACGGUGGGAUUUUCCGGAAAUUCCCCAAAUGCUCCCCAACAUUUAAUGGUCACAGACUUGUGGGAAUCCUCUUGGAUGGGAAGUGCCAGGUCUUUCAUCACAACAAUACGAGGAUUCAGGAGUUAGUCAAGGAGACAUUUAUCAGUGAAGCUCAUUUUGAUCGUUGGUUGGAGUGUUGUGAAGAAGCUGCUCAGUGUUGUAGGGAAAUUGGGCAGGAGAGUGUUGAGGAAAAAAAUAAUGAAGAACAUUGUCCAGCUCUCUGGGAUGGAUGGACGUGCUAUGAUGCUGUGCCAGCGGGGAGUAUUGUUGAGAAAUCAUGCCCAAUUUAUGCUUAUUCCGGGCAAGGACCUCAAUGCACACAUUUCAGCCAGAAGGAAUGCUUCACAAAUGGCACAUGGAGUGUUCAAACAAAUUAUGCCACGUGCGCCAUUAAUCAACGUUUAAUCACAAGAACUCAAUGGCACAUGGUUGUUCUGGGGAUCUCGAUUGCAGUCUGCCUCCCAGCCAUUGCUAUUUUCAUCAUCUACAAGAAUUUGCAAACGUUGAAAUUUUUCCUUAUACGGAAUCUCAUUAUAGCGAUCGUUGUUCGAAGUAUUCUUGUAAUAAUGUCCAAGAAAUUGAUAAUUCUCGAUGAAUUGACCAAUGAGAGUGACACAGUUAUCUCGGAGAAUGGAAUUCCCUGCCGUAUGUUGGCGUUCUUUGAGAAAUUAGCUGCUAAUGCUGUGUUCACGUGCAUGCUUCUGGAGGCUAUUCAUCUGCAUCAUCUCCUUACGAAUAUGUAUGAAUGCCGAAGGGGUCCUAAGAAUAUUAAUAUGCUCUACUUUUACAUUGGAGGAGCUGCAAUUUCCCUUGCAGCUGCCCUUGCGUGGGCUCUUGCAAUGGCCUUUGGGAAUGAUCAGUACUGCUGGGUUGUGACUGAUGGGACGGAUUUUCAGUGGAUCAACGAUACUCCUCGCUUACUCAUGCUGACCAUCAACUUCAUCCUGCUCCUUCACAUUGUCCUGUGUUUAAGGAAGAUGUUCAAGUAUAAUCCAAAUGAGAGAAAUUCCUACAUACGAAGAACUGCAAAAGUAUCGCUAAUUUGUCUUCCACUGUUCGGUGUACCAUUCCUAUUCGUUGCAAUUCGACCAGAAACAGAAUCCUGCCCGUGGGAGCAAUUCUACUAUUUCAUCUCAUACUCCUUGGAGGGUCUUCAGGGAGUCUUUGUGGUCAUCCUGUAUUGCUACACAAACCGCGAAGUUCGCAGCACACUGAAGGAGUCGUGGUGGAAGUUUUGUGAGUAUCUACCAAAUAGCAUUAAAGUUCGCCUAUCAAGACAAACUCCUUGCUGGGGCAGUGGGUGCAAACGGCACAGUACAGCAACAAGCACCACCGCGGGGGAUUUUACCAGCAGAAAAUCAUCUUCUAUCCUAACGAAUUCAUCGCAAAAAUUCCCCAUGAUCCCCGAGGAGGAUCCCCAGAAGGCAGCAAAGUGUUUCAGAGUCAACAGAACAACCUCAGUUGAGACCACGUGGAGCUUUCAUGACAUUAACUUUGAGAAUUUUGAUUUGUCCCCGCACAAGGAGGAUUUGCCAGAGUUUCCCGAAGCUCCAGUGUCGGAAGGAGUCGGAAACGGAAGGAGUGACAGCACUGUAUGAUUUUGAAUUAAGCUCCUCUCUAGUUGUUAAAUUCAUCAUGAGUUACUCUUGCUGAGGGAUGACGCAUGAGCGAGUGCCGUGUGAGGGAAAUAUUGCGACGACGCGAAGGAAAAUCGAUAAAUUAGAAAUUUCCCCAGGAAAAUUAUCUAGCCGAAAAGUUUUUUGAACGACGAGGGAACCUUUCGAAUUUUCUGGUGUUGAAUUUAAUUAAUUUAAGCCAUUUUAUCAUAGAAUUAAGGUGAGUUAUUUUAUUACUUAUGAAUUUAUUUUUGAAAAAUAAUAAAAUGUGACGAAGUGAUAAUUUUUUUAAAGUGUUUUUUAAAAAAUAUGUAAUCUUAAUUAAAACAUUUCAAUAUUAAUAUUAGUUUAUAAAGGUUUUUGAUUUAAAAGAAGCUUGUUCUUUAACUUUCAUAAGACCGUUGAAAUUCAAAUUUCAAAAAGCAGUUUCAGCUUCUCUUUUCAAAAACAAAAAAAGAAUUAAAUUUCCACCUGUAGAGCAGAGGAAGUGGAAAGUAAGAAAAGGGAAAGAAUUAAGAGUCAAAUUCUAGCAGAUAAUUUCAAAAGAAAACUCUAAAAUUAUUUCUUAAACAGAUGAAAGGAGCAAGAAACAAUGAAUUGAAAAAUUGAGGUUAAAAUAAUGGCUUCUUAGGAGAAAAUGUAGGACAAAUGAGUUUAAGAAUUUUUUAAGUGAAAUUUCAAGAAAAUUAUUCAAAAAUUUCUUUUUUUAGACGAUUUUAAAGAAUUCGUGAAAAUUUCAAAAACCCGAACAAAUCUGGGUUAGAAUGAUUCUAAUUUGUAAAAUAACUAACAUAAAUUGCUAAUUAGCCUACAAAGGUCUGGAUUUUAUUAGAUUUAAUAUUGAACUAAAAUUAAGAUUAACUUCAAAAUCAAGUUGAAUGUUAAGCUUUAAACCUUUUUUUUUUAAAUUGACGUGUAAACAUAAUAAGAUUUAUUUUAAGAAUUCUAUCAAAAUAUUCGUUUUAUUCUCAUUAAUUUUAAAACUAUAUAUUUCUUAAUAAUUAUGUCUAUAAUUUAAUUCUAAAGAUAAUUUUUAGUUUUAUUCUAAAUCUUCUAAGAUUUUCAAGUAUUUAAUUUUAUUUUAUAUAUAUUUCAAAUAAUUUUAAUUUUAUUUAAUAUCCAAAUAAAAGUUUUUUUUAAACAGAAAAA